This is a messenger RNA of Xiphophorus maculatus (southern platyfish), 1061 nucleotides long. It is a transcript of the gene tlcd5b, whose product is annotated as transmembrane protein 136-like. NCBI's taxonomy places the organism in Eukaryota, Metazoa, Chordata, Actinopteri, Cyprinodontiformes, Poeciliidae. Gene Ontology annotation, cellular component: membrane. The record is from RefSeq and is a predicted model, not a curated record. The transcript has 3 exons. Bases 265 to 993 code for a protein of 242 amino acids.
AGUAGCGACUCUAAUCCUUUAAGAGGAUAAACUGUGAGAUCCAGAGGGAGGGAUUCAGGAUUCACCGACUGUCUACGGUGGCCUGCACAAGGCAUUUCUGCCAACUUAGCAGACUGAGUGUGUGGCUGAAACCUGCUGCUGGAGUCUUUAUUAUUAUGCCUUUAUGGAGCAGGAAGGACGAUGCAGGCUGAGGAAAACUCAGUGCAACAUGAAUCUGAGGACUGAGCGAACGGGGGGUUAAGUCUUACGUUCAUCUAGACUGCCAUGCCUGCAUUGGAGGUGAUCUGCAGCCUGAUUGGCUGGCUGUGCCUCUACCUGUUGUUCUGCUCCACCUUCUCUCACCGAGGGCCCGAGUGGAACUGCCGCUUGGUCACCUUGACCCAUGGCGUCAUCAUAGUGCUGCUGACGGCAUACGUUGUGUUUGUUGACGGUCCCUGGCCCUUCACACAUGCAGGUACAGAAAACACUGACCUCCAGAUAUUUGCCCUGGCAGUCUGCCUCGGCUACUUCUUCUUUGACCUGGGUUGGUGCGUGUGCUACCGGAGCGAGGGCCCAGUCAUGCUGGCGCAUCACGCCGCCAGCAUCGUGGGCAUCCUCCUGGCGCUGCUGAUGGGCGUGUCGGGCUGUGAGACCUGCGGGGUGAUCUUCGGCAGCGAGAUCACCAACCCGCUGCUGCAGAGCCGCUGGUUCCUCCGCCAGCUGGGACUCUACGACAGCCUGCUGGGCGACGCCGUGGACCUGCUCUUCAUCCUGCUGUUCGCCACGGUGCGCGUCGGCCUGGGGACCGUCAUGUUUUAUUGCGAGCUCACUUCGCCCAGGACUUUGCUGAUAAUGAAGUUUGGCGGCGUGGUCAUGUAUCUGCUGGCCUGGGUGUUCAUGGUGGACAUCGCCAGGUUCGGCUACAAGAAGACCAGGGCCAAAUACAGGAAGUGGAUGGUGAACCGCGAGCUCAAAGAGACAAGCGAAGAAAAACCAGUUGGGCACGAAGAGUGAUUGAGAAGACUAACUCAACCGCUUUCACAUGUUUUUAACAGACGCUCCAUGAAUUAAUUAAUUAAUUA